CUGCAUAAACUAACUACAGGGAGUCUCCAGUUAUUGCCAGCCCACACUCCCUACCUUUUCCUUCAUCGAUUCCCAUUCCCUCUUCUCCGCCCGCCAUUGAAUUUCUUACGUCGCAGGAGCAGGAGCACAAUCGAGCCACUCGUCUUCCUCCCCCGCGGUCCGCAGUGGUCGCCUACUUCCUUCCUUGGUCUUGCUCCUGUCCAGGCUCGGGAUCGGGAUCGUUCGUGGUUAGCCAGAUCCGGUGAGGUCAACGCCAUCCAGAUGCAGGUGCUUGCGGCCGUCCCCUCGUCGUAGCUCCGCCAUCCCCUCACCGGAGCCACCACCGCGCCGUCCGACGAAUCACCAUUCGUCUUUGAGUAGGAACAUCAGGUAUUCAGCUACUAGCUAGAAAUGGGGGCUGAACGCCGACCGCUCUGUCUAUGCACUCGUCUGCCCUUCUCUGACUGACUCUGCAAUCCUGCCUCUCUGCAAGAGCUCAAGUGUCAACACCUACUGCUGGAGAUCUCCAACACCUAGUGAUCUCAAACACAUUUGUCAGCAGGGGGUGUGAGGAUGAAUGCGGCCAUCAGUGCGGCCUUGUCGGUGGUAGGCAAGGCGCUGGCCCCUGUUUCGGAUGGCUUGUUGGAGAACUGGGCGGCCAGCAACAGUCUUGGCCCCAACAUCAGCGCCCUCAAGGGGGAGCUGCUGCGUGCGCAGGGGAUACUCUACACCGCGCACGACAGGGACAUCACCAACCCAGCACUCAAGGAGUUGUUGCAAAUGCUGCAGCAGCUGGCGGACGCGGCAGACGACGUGCUUGAUGAGCUGGACUACUUCCACAUCCAAGACAAGCUCAACGGCACCUACAAUGCCGUUGAUAACCAUCCCAGGGGCUCCAUCCAUAACCUCGGUCUCAAUGUGCGGCACACCGCUAGAGCGGUUGCCAACAAAUUCAGGCUCCCCUCAUGCUUGCGUGAUGCUAGUGGGAGUGAGCUUGACGACCAAGAAGAUGAUGAGGCACAAAACCUGCAGUUUAAUCGUGUGGAAAUGUCUAAACAGAUGGCACACAUUGUACAACAGCUAGAUCCCAUUUGUGCUAAGGUGAAGGAAAUUCUUGAUCUAGAGCUCCGCAAACCUACCCAAGGCAGCAUUGCUAGAAACAGACUGAAAACUACCCCAGCAAUAAUAGAGCCAGAGUUGUUUGGGAGGGAUACCGAGAAAAAGAAUAUUGUAGAGGGCAUUACCCAUGGAAAAUAUUGUGCCGAUGGACUCACCAUGCUUCAUAUUGUUGGCCCAGGAGGUAUUGGGAAGACGACUUUGGCACAACAUGUAUAUCAAGAAGUGAAGAGCUCUUUUGAUGUUAUGAUUUGGGUAUGUGUGUCUCUGAGUUUCGAUGCAAAUAAGUUGGCACAAGAGAUUGUGAAACAAAUCCCAAAGGUCCAUGGUGAGAUGAAAAAUACUAUUGAGGAAGAGCUCAUCGAACAAAGGUUAAAGCAUAAGCGGUUCUUGCUGGUCUUGGAUGAUGUGUGGACAUAUCACGAAGAUGAGUGGAAAAAACUGUUAGCUCCCUUCAGAAAAGGAGAGGCAAGAGGUAAUAUGGUUAUAGUCACUACUCGCAUUCUAGAGACCACAACAAUGAUAAAAACAGUUGAUUACUCGAUAAACCUGGGUCAGUUAGAAACUGAAGAUUUUAUGCAUCUAUUUGAAGCAUAUGUAUUUGGUCACCAACAGUCAUGGAAAAACCAUCCUGGAUUGCUUGAUGUUGGCAGAGAAAUAGUGGUCAAGUUGAAGGGUUUUCCUCUUGCAGCAAAAACUGUAGGUAGAUUACUAAGAAACCAGCUUACAUUGGACCAUUGGACAAGAGUUCUGGAAAGCAAAGAAUGGGAGUUUCAAACCAGCAACUAUGACAUUAUGCCAGCUCUAAAGCUUAGCUAUGAUUAUCUCCCUUUCCAUCUACAAAAGUGUUUUUCCUAUUGUGGUUUGUUUCCUGAAGAUUAUGAGUUUGGUAGCAAAGAGUUGGUUCACUUAUGGAUAGGGUUUGAUAUUCUGGAUACAUGUGAUCAAAGGAAAACACUUGAAGAUGUUGGGCUGUGUUAUUUAAAUGACUUGGUUAAUUGUGGUUUUUUCAAGAAGAAUGGAAAAGAUGAUGGCAGCCCUUGUUAUGUUGUGCAUGACCUAUUGCAUGAGUUGGCAGUGAAGGUUUCAUCAUCAGAUUGUCUUACCAUAUCUAGUUCUAAUGUGAGAUAUGCACAAUCUUCCCCGUCUGUUCGUCAUUUGUCUGUCAUUAUAGAUGAGAGAGAUGUCAAUGAUAAAAUGACCUUUGAGGAUUUUAAGAGGGACUUGAGUACAUUACAUGAAAAGCUGAAAGUUGAAAAUCUACAAACUGUGAUGUUAUUUGGAAAAUUCCAUGGAAGCUUUGCAAAGACUUUCGGUGAUUUGUUUGCAGAAGCAAAAUCCAUUCGUGUUAUUCUUUUGUCUGAGGCAUCUUAUAAUUAUAGUCUGGAGGAUGUGUUCCGCGGCCUUCCGAGAUUUGUCCAUCUUCGCUACCUAAGGAUAACGGGAUAUCUUGCACAAUUAUGUUUGGACAACAAAAUACCAAGAUUUUAUCACCUGAGGAUCCUAGAUGUUCAACGCUGCAAUGUCCACAUUGGUGUUCUCAGAGCAAUGAGCAACCUUGUAAAAUUACGCCAUUUUCUUGUCCAAGGCACCGGUUUUGAAUUAAGGCAGAUAGGACAAUUGAUAGAGCUCGGUGGGUUAAUGAGAAUACAUAACAUUGAGAAUGUUGAACGGAAGGAAGAAGCAAAUGAAGCAAAACUGAUACGCAGAAUCCACUUAGAGAAGCUAGUAUUACAGUGGGGUACUUAUGGACAUGAUAUACAUUCUGUGCAAGAACAUAUUCUUGAAAGUCUCAAACCUCAUUGCGAUCUCCUAGAUCUGCACAUUGGAGGGCAUAGAGGCACAACUUGCCCGUCAUGGCUUGGUGGGAAACUCUCGGUUAAAAAUUUGGAAUCUCUUCGUCUGCAUGAUGUAGGUUGGACAAUUCUUCCACCUCUAGGAGAGUUGUGGUCUGUUGGUGAGCAUGGUGAAGAGCAUCAAAGUUUUAUCCCAAGUCAAAGCUUUCAAAAUCUGAGAAGGCUAGAAUUAGUUAAGAUACCAAGGUUGAGAAAAUGGGUUGAAAAUAACACUUGUCGUUUGUUCCCUCAGCUAGAAGUUCUCAUUGUUAAAGAUUGCUCUGAACUAGUGGAGCUGCCACUUUCAUGCUGUCAAUCAGAGCAAGAGGCGAACAUGACCUGGUUUCCUAGAUUACAGGAACUUGAGAUUACGGAAUGCCCAAAAUUGUUGUCGUUGCCUCCUGUCCCUUGGAACCCUGCCGCAUGCUCUGCCAAGAUAGAGCAGGUAGGAUCUGGUUUAAAACAGCUGAAUUACUCAAAGGGCUACAGUUCGGGGGCAAGUUUAACAAUUACGGGUAAGAAUGGUGAAGAUGGCAUGUUCUGGAAUGUGUUGGCAUUCUCUAAGCUAGCUGAUCUAAAAGUGCUGAAGAUUACGAAUUGUCCUCCUCUGCCACUGGAUCACCUCCAGAAGUUAAAAUCUCUGAAGUCGCUCGAAAUAGAUUACUCGGGUAAUAGCAAUGUCUUGCUGCAGACUGACAGUGAGAGUGACAUCAUAUAUGAGUUACCAAUUGAACGCCUCAGGAUUAGUUCUUGUGGCGCUCGUGAGAAGGAAUUGACACAGUUGCUUUCUCAUUUCCAAUAUCUCAGCGAGCUGGGAAUAACUGAUUGUGAAAAGAUAACAAGUGUUGGUGUGGUGGAGCAGCAGCAGAGGAUAAGAGUAGGGGAGGAAAUAGCAGUGGGAGGAGAAGCUGGACUUUUGCUCCCGUCUUCUCAUCUACAGAAAUUGGACAUCUAUGAGUGCCCAGAGCUGAGCCUGCUCACCAGUUCGCUUCAAGACCUCCGUUCCCUCCACAUACGUGGUUGCCCCAAGUUCCUCUCAUCAUGCACAUGGCUUCUCCUUACCCAUCGCUGCCUCACAGAACUAUACAUUCAUGACACCCACAAAUUAUCCGCCAGUUUGGAGCCCACACGGAUGCACACACACUGCAAACUUCAGAAGCUAGACACAGAUGACCUCACAGGCUUCCUUGUUGUGCCCAUCUGCAGCCUCCUCUCCUCCUCCAUCACCUGUUUGUACCUUGCUCGCGAUCAUGAGAUGGAGCGCUUCACUAAGGAGCAAGAGGAUGCCCUUCAGCUCCUCACCUCACUUCAGGUGCUUAAUUUUGUCGAGUUCGGCAAGCUGCAGUGCCUCCCAGCAGGACUACAUAGACUUUCCAGUCUCAUGACAUUAAGGAUUUACAGCUGUCAGGCCUUCCAGUCGCUGCCGGAGGACCUCCCAACUUCUCUGCAAAAUUUGGUAAUCCACUUCUGCAAUUCCUUCAAAUUGCUGCCCAAUGUCAGCCUCCCAAAUUCUCUGCAAAAUUUAAGGAUCUGGGGCUGCCAUUCCUUGGAGUCGCUGCCCAAGGAUAGUCUCCCAAGUUCACUGCAAGACUUAACGAUCGGUCUUUGUGACGCCUGGAAGUUUCUGCCUGAGGAUGGCCUCCCAUGUUCUCUGAAAAAAUUACAUAUUCAAGCCUGUUGCCUGGAAUCGGUGCCCAAAGAUAUUCUCCCAAGUUCACUGCAAGAAUUAAGGAUCCGUUUUUGUCCCGCUCUGAGAUCACUGCCAGAUAGCCUCCCAAAUUCCCUGCGAGUUUUAGAUGUCGACGGUGGCAACAGUGAGGAGCUAAUGAGGCAAUGCCGCAAGUUGAAAGGAGUCAUUCCAAUAAUCAAAGACUAAUACAAGUGAAUUCAUGUUGUCAUUUGGUGAAACGUCUGGUGUGGAAUCAGAAGGUGACACGUGUGUUAUUGAGUUCUGUCUGCCCAACAUUGUGUGUACUGGAGCAGGGAAUGAACGGGACAGGGCAUAUUUCAACAGGGCCAUGGCUAUCCCCUCCUCCGGUGACGAGGUCACCUCUCCUGCUUCGAUUUGGGUGUGCACUCGCCGCCCCCCAUUCUGGACGACACUCUCGACGACUACGACAUCGAGAGCAUGGAGGGGAAGGAGGAGCACACCACCGGGACGGAGUUGGAGUAUCCCAGGAUGGAGGAGCAUGACGCCGCUGCCGCCGCCGACGAUGACGAGUAGUCCGCCGCCACCGAUGAGUAGUGGUUUUGCAUUUUUUAUACUUCAAUGUAUUAAUUUCUAUCGUCAUAUUUGUAGACACAUCAGAUCAACCAGAGGUGCCCACUGAAGUAAAGGGUUUUUGGAAGGAUCUUUAUCCAAACAUUGAUUCAAACAGGGAAGUAGUAUAUUUGGAAUCCAACCAUCUUAAACAACCA
Triticum aestivum (bread wheat) is the source of this 5348-nucleotide messenger RNA. RefSeq names its product putative disease resistance protein RGA3. The coding region runs from base 553 to 4806 and encodes 1417 amino acids. The transcript is spliced from 5 exons. The record is from RefSeq and is a predicted model, not a curated record. Gene Ontology annotation, molecular function: ADP binding; ATP hydrolysis activity. NCBI's taxonomy places the organism in Eukaryota, Viridiplantae, Streptophyta, Magnoliopsida, Poales, Poaceae.